Podarcis raffonei (Aeolian wall lizard) is the source of this 1400-nucleotide messenger RNA. It is a transcript of the gene SERPINB5, whose product is annotated as serpin family B member 5. NCBI's taxonomy places the organism in Eukaryota, Metazoa, Chordata, Lepidosauria, Squamata, Lacertidae. Gene Ontology annotation, biological process: negative regulation of endopeptidase activity. The record is from RefSeq and is a predicted model, not a curated record. The transcript has 7 exons. The coding region runs from base 153 to 1280 and encodes 375 amino acids. Gene Ontology annotation, molecular function: serine-type endopeptidase inhibitor activity.
GUGGCGUCGGAGUUCAGGUGAGCCGAAACAUUCUUGCUGCUCCGCAGUGUCACCAGCAACACCCGUUCUUUUUACUCUGCCUCUUUCAACCUUUUUUCUUUUCUUUCCGCCAUUUCCGUGAGUGGACUUUCUGCACAGAGAGAACCACAGCAAUGGAUGCCCUACAAGUUGCAAACACUGCAUUUGCGGUUGACGUUUUGAAGAAACUGGCCGAAAAGGACAAAACUGCUAAUAUUAUUUUCGCUCCCCUUUGCACUUCAACCUCACUGGCUCUUGCCUACAAAGCUGCCAAGGGCGACACAGCAACCCAAAUGAAACAGGGCCUACAUUUAGAAGAUGUCAAAGAUGUUCCUUUCGGAUUCCAAACAAUAACAACGGAUGCUGCCAAACUUAGUUCUUUUUAUCCUCUGAAAAUGGUCAAGCGACUCUUUGUAGAAAAAUCCCUUAACCCCACUAUGGAGUUUGUAAGUUCUGUGAAAAGACCCUUCCCAUCGGAAUUGGAACUAGUGGACUUUAAAGAGAAAACAGAAGACACCAGACUGCAAAUCAACAAAUCUGUUUCUGAUCUCACUGAUGGUAAAAUGGAGAAUAUUUUGAUUGAGGGGACUGUCAAUGACCAGACAAAGAUCCUCUUGAUAAAUGCUGCCUAUUUUGUAACCAACUGGAUGAAGAGAUUUCCUGAGGCGCAAACUAAGGAGUGUCCUUUUAGGAUAAACAAGACGGAAACCAAGCCGGUGCAGAUGAUGAACCUGGAAGCUACGUUUUGCCUCGGUUACAUAAACGAUUUAAAAGUCAAGAUUCUGGAGCUGCCCUGUCAUAACAAGCACAUGAGCAUGCUUAUCUUGCUGCCCAAAGACAUUGAGGAUGAUACCACUGGACUCGAACAGCUUGAGAAGGAACUCACCCCCGAGAAGCUAAUACAAUGGACAAAUCCAAGUGUGAUGGCAAACACGAAAGUCAACGUGUUUCUUCCCAAAUUCAAAGUGGAUGGGGAAUAUGAUUUCAAGCCAAUUUUAGAAAGUCUUGGCAUGACCAACAUGUUUGAUGAGAGUGCGUCAGAUUUCUCUGAAAUGUCAGAGACCAAAGGGGUAGUUUUGUCUCAGGUCAUCCACAAAGUCUCUCUGGAAGUCAUUGAAGAAGGGGCAGAGUCUCUAGAUGUACCAGGGUACCGGAUCCUGCAACACAAAGAUGAAUUUAAGGCCGAUCAUCCAUUUUUCUUCUUCUUCCGGCACACCAAAACUCGCAAUAUUGUUUUUGCUGGCAGAUUCUGUUCUCCUUAAAUGGAAAAAAGCAAUUAACCAGAAGCCUGAUUUAUAUAUUUCUAUCACAACAAUUUUUUUGCAAACCUUUGAAAGCUGAGUAUGAAGUAUUGAAAAGGUAAUCUAAGUGGUUUCAUAUUC